Colletotrichum higginsianum IMI 349063 is the source of this 450-nucleotide messenger RNA. RefSeq lists its product as uncharacterized. The transcript is spliced from 2 exons. The record is from RefSeq and is a predicted model, not a curated record. Lineage: Eukaryota; Fungi; Ascomycota; Sordariomycetes; Glomerellales; Glomerellaceae. Bases 1 to 450 code for a protein of 149 amino acids.
AUGAAGGUAUCAGCCAUUGUGUUCGCCUCCCUUUCCACCAUCCUCCCCGCCCUAUCUCACCCACUGGAAGAGCGCGAUGGUGUCCAGACGGUCCACCUGACCUUCCACGGCGGCCCCGCGUCCUACGUGCUCAACAUACCCGCAGACGGACAGGUGUAUCCUACCAACAACGACAUCUCGGUGAACAUCAUCGACGCGCCCGAUUACAACGCCAUCUCGCAGUGCACGUUCUACACCGGCGGCGAGAAGGCGCUGGUGAGCGGCAUCACGCCGCAGGGCGUCCAGCAGGUCAUCAUCGGGCCGCCCCAGCCCGUCACCGGAGUCAGCUGCUUCGGGUUCUGCGUCCCGACGUACGGGGCGUGCUACGACACCAACGGGCAGAGCGUAGGGCCGUGUUGCAACGGCUUCUGUGCUGCGACGCGCUGCAGACCCUGGAUACAGCCGUACUAG